GCCGCCGCCAUGGCCCGGCCGCUGGUACCCAGCUCACAGAAGGCUCUGUUGCUCGAGCUCAAGGGGCUGCAGGAGGAGCCGGUCGAGGGCUUCCGGGUGACACUGGUGGAUGAGGGCGACCUGUACAACUGGGAGGUGGCCAUUUUCGGGCCCCCCAACACCUACUACGAGGGCGGCUACUUUAAGGCACGCCUCAAGUUCCCCAUCGACUACCCUUACUCCCCACCAGCCUUUCGGUUCCUGACCAAGAUGUGGCACCCCAACAUCUAUGAGACAGGGGACGUGUGCAUCUCCAUUCUCCACCCCCCAGUUGACGACCCCCAGAGUGGUGAGCUGCCCUCGGAGCGGUGGAACCCCACCCAGAAUGUCAGAACCAUCCUCCUGAGCGUCAUCUCCCUCCUCAACGAACCCAACACCUUCUCCCCGGCCAAUGUGGAUGCCUCUGUGAUGUACAGGAAGUGGAAAGAGAGCAAAGGCAAGGACCGGGAGUACACAGACAUCAUCCGGAAGCAGGUCUUGGGGACCAAGGUAGAUGCUGAGCGGGAUGGGGUAAAGGUGCCCACCACGUUGGCUGAGUACUGCGUGAAGACCAAGGCCCCGGCGCCCGACGAGGGCUCAGACCUCUUCUACGACGACUAUUACGAGGAUGUUGAAGCUGAGGCUGAAGCCGACAGCUGCUUUGGGGAUGAUGAGGAUGACUCUGGCAAUGAGGAGUCCUGACACCAUGUCCCCCGCCGAAUAAACUUACAGAUUUUACCUCACCAGGCCCAGACUGUGUGGGCUCUAGGGCACCUCCUGUCGCCGAGACUACCUCAGGGAGGUGGCUCCGCUCUUGCGUUGUCUCCUUGGUCUCGCUUUCCUUUCCCCAUAUUUGUUCUGGGUUUUCCUGUGCUUCAGAGAGGAGGGGCCAGGCCAUCACAUCACGUCUCUGGGGCCCCAUUAGUGUUGGGCACCCGGCAGGCGAGCCUGAAGCCAAAGGUGGCCUGAGGGACCCGGACUCCAGCCUGUUCAACUGCCCCACUGGCUGGAGCCAGAGACUUGGGGUUCCAGCUCAUGAGUGGACGGAUUAACUUGUGGUCACCUCUUCUCUCUGUUUUGUUUGGAAUCUAAAUAAAACAACUUUACAAGAAGCCCAGAGAACCAACCUCUCCUUGGCCUCCCCAAGGACCAUGGGGGUACAGUGUCGAGGCCUGGUGCCUGCAACACCUAAGUGCAUGGGGCCCAGGGGCAGGCCCAGGAGCUGGGGGUGUAUUCUUGACAAUGUGGGCCCAAGGUCCUGAGCCCUAGGCUGAAAACGACCUGCAACUUUCAGCCCUCAGGUUCCACCCUGCUGCCUGCAGAUGCUACACACAGUUUCACCCAGGCCUCUGACUUUAUUUUUGUGUAACUAAAAAGCCUGGAGCAAGCUGGAUUCAGGGUUGGAUAGUGACAUUAGAACAAAGGCCUGAGUGAACCCUGGCCUGACUGAUUACUGUGGCCUGAGCCUGUAUGGCCAUGUGUAGGUGGUGGACAGGUGCACCCUAGGGCCCAGGCAAACGUAGAGCCUGCACACCUGCUCUGCUUCCUGCUCCACGAAUGCACCACAGCACUGGUGCCACAAAUACAGCUUUCACAGUUGGCCCUCACAAUUUUGUUUGUUAACAUGAAUGAUUUUCCUACAUUAAAAUGUGGAAAGUUUCA
This is a messenger RNA of Miniopterus natalensis, 1680 nucleotides long. RefSeq names its product cell division cycle 34, ubiquitin conjugating enzyme (gene CDC34). NCBI's taxonomy places the organism in Eukaryota, Metazoa, Chordata, Mammalia, Chiroptera, Miniopteridae. The record is from RefSeq and is a predicted model, not a curated record.